UAUCGAUACUAUCGCGUGAAACGUCCAUCUCCAGCUGCCAUAUUGUUUCCGUCGCAAUUUUUUUUCGCUCUUUCCACUUUUUAACAGCAACUGAGUGAAGAUGGCUGUGCGCUACGAGCUGGCAAUUGGUCUCAACAAGGGCCACAAGACCACCAAGAUCAGGAAUGUCAAGUAUACCGGCGACAAGAAGGUCAAGGGUCUGCGUGGAUCUCGCUUGAAGAACAUCCAAACCCGUCACACCAAGUUCAUGCGCGAUCUGGUGCGCGAAGUGGUGGGCCAUGCUCCCUACGAGAAGCGCACCAUGGAGUUGCUGAAGGUGUCCAAGGACAAGAGGGCCCUGAAGUUCCUCAAGCGCCGCCUGGGCACCCACAUCCGUGCCAAGAGGAAGCGUGAGGAGCUGUCCAACAUCCUCACCCAGCUGAGGAAGGCCCAGACCCACGCCAAGUAAACGGAUCGAAUCUGAUGAGGAAUCCGGCAUCGGAGAAGGAUUUCGAACGCGAAAGUGUUUUCAUUUUUUUUCCGGUGCGAACAUAUAGUUAUACCUUAUAUGUCGAAGUUACUUGAGAGCGAGUCUAAGCAUCCCAGAAUUAAACAACAAAAAAUCUUUUAAAAAUCGUA
Drosophila elegans is the source of this 618-nucleotide messenger RNA. It is a transcript of the gene RpL36, whose product is annotated as 60S ribosomal protein L36. Lineage: Eukaryota; Metazoa; Arthropoda; Insecta; Diptera; Drosophilidae. The transcript has 3 exons. The coding region runs from base 101 to 448 and encodes 115 amino acids. Gene Ontology annotation, cellular component: ribosome; cytosolic large ribosomal subunit. Gene Ontology annotation, molecular function: structural constituent of ribosome. Gene Ontology annotation, biological process: cytoplasmic translation. The record is from RefSeq and is a predicted model, not a curated record.